Messenger RNA from Sporothrix schenckii 1099-18, 357 nucleotides. RefSeq lists its product as uncharacterized. The coding region runs from base 1 to 357 and encodes 118 amino acids. The transcript has a single exon. NCBI's taxonomy places the organism in Eukaryota, Fungi, Ascomycota, Sordariomycetes, Ophiostomatales, Ophiostomataceae. The record is from RefSeq and is a predicted model, not a curated record.
AUGCCACAGAGCUUUUUUUGGCAGGUGGCUGUCGCUCUUGCUGCUUCCUAUUUUGGUGUCUGCAAGGGUCCCGCAGCAUUUGGCAGGAGCGACAUCUACGAAGGGAAAUAUCAACGUGCCGAAUGUCCCAAAGUCCUCGCCGUCCCACGGCGACAUCAGACAGCAGCGACAAAGAGGAUUCGCCACCGCACUCCCAGGAACAGGUCUAAAGAGGGCUUUCCUGAGCCGCUUGCCACCAGAAGCAGCGAACGCGACGCGCACUCCUAUUGUGCAGGCGGAAAUGAGAUUCUCCCAAAACGACAGAGUCAUGAUCGCGUCUACGAGGACAGUCUAGUUGUCGACACUGCGAGAGGUUGA